AUGCGUUCCUUUCUUACGGCUCUCCUCCUGAUCCCCCUCGCCGUUUGGGCGCAGAGUCAAUCCGUCUCGGUCUCUACCUCAUUCCUCGUUACCAACGUUCUCACCGUCAGUAACGGCAAUCGCGUGUUCGCCACAAUAUCCUCCGCAAUACCGAUCACCAUCACCGCUGCUGCCGCAAGUAGUACCGGGAGCGCGACUGGGAGCGUGACGGGCAGCGCUGGGAACAGCACGGCCACUGGCUCAGCGUCGGGCAACAGUACCUCGAACGCCUCCGGCGCAUCGAGCACCGCGACCUCAUCCACCUCCACAUCGCCGUUACCCACAGCGGUAGCAUCCACCAUCAACGGGGGCGGGGAUGGCUACAAUGGCGGGGCACCAACACCGGGAGCAUCUGGCGCAAACGGCAUGUACGGUCCGGACGACGGCUACCAUGUCAGUGGCGCACUCGCUGUACACGCAGCAGCUAUGGCGUUGACAGGCCUCGCUGUCGGGGCUGGUGCAUGGCUCGUCCUGUUAUGA
Messenger RNA from Peniophora sp. CBMAI 1063, 519 nucleotides. The record is from the annotation of a GenBank genome assembly. Lineage: Eukaryota; Fungi; Basidiomycota; Agaricomycetes; Russulales; Peniophoraceae.